GUGUCACAAGGAAUUGGAAGUAGCACUUCACUUUCCGUUAUUAUUAUAUCCAUCCAUCAACACAAAAAUGGUGGCAAUGGGAGUUGCAGCAGCGUACACUCAUAUCCACCUGAUAGAGGCUUCCAGUUCAAAAUCAAUGGAAUUGAAAUGGGUAAGAACAAGAAUCACCAAAACCUCACAGCAUAACAAGAACAUAGAAAAUACUCUAUCAACACCCCUUCUCCCAGUUUACAUUUCCACUAACCCACGCCACGUUGAUCCUCAACGUCUCCAAGACCUCUGCUCCACUUGCAACCACUCUUUUCAGAGAUUUUCUGGUACCCCUGAACCUGUCGAUAUCAACAAACUCCGCAUUGCUCUUUCUCAUAGCGAUGUUCUUGUCUCUGUUUUUUGCAAACCUAAUAUUGUUGAUGAGUUGGGAAAAUCUUCGUCUUCUGUUGUGGAUUUCUUGACGCCGGUUUCUCCUUCCCGGGAUUUGUUAGUUGGAUUUGGCCGUGCUGUUUCUGAUUGUGGUCUCACUGCUUCUAUUUAUGAUCUCAUGGUUAUUCCAUCCCUGAGGAGAAUGGAAAUUGGAAAAAUUAUUGUUAAAAAAAUUGUGAGAAUGCUUACAAAUAGAGACAUCUAUGACAUAGCAGCCCUUUGCUCAGAGGAUGAGAGGUUGUUUUUUAAGGCUUGUGGAUUUGGUGGUGACAUUUUGGACUCUACGACCAUGAUGUACACAAGAGCUGCUUCCUCAACAAUCCAGGAAGGCGAGCAAAAUGUCACGCGCGCAGGCCAAAAGUUACUGUUGAUUCCACCUCUAAUAGAGAAACACUACAAAUCAUCAAGGACAAAAAUAUAGAGUUGUGUUUCGCUGUAUAUACAGCUAUCAAAAAGAAGAUUGUUAUUGCGUCAUUCUUGGCCGGUGUAUAUUCAACGGAGCAAAGAAAAUGUGUAGUUACAAGAUUUUUUUUUUUUGGUCGUGCUUUAACUGUAAUUCUUUAAAUGUGAUAAAUAUUGAUGCUUCUGGAAGAACAAAUUUUUGUACAAAGCAUAUCCUAAAUCUGCCUUUUAAA
Vicia villosa (hairy vetch) is the source of this 1055-nucleotide messenger RNA. Its product is annotated as GCN5-related N-acetyltransferase 3, chloroplastic-like. The transcript has 4 exons. Gene Ontology annotation, cellular component: Golgi apparatus; endoplasmic reticulum; endoplasmic reticulum-Golgi intermediate compartment. Lineage: Eukaryota; Viridiplantae; Streptophyta; Magnoliopsida; Fabales; Fabaceae. Gene Ontology annotation, molecular function: glucosamine 6-phosphate N-acetyltransferase activity; monosaccharide binding. Gene Ontology annotation, biological process: UDP-N-acetylglucosamine biosynthetic process. The record is from RefSeq and is a predicted model, not a curated record. The coding region runs from base 68 to 841 and encodes 257 amino acids.